AUCCACAAACAACUCGAAAGGGUAGUGAAUUUGUCCACAGUGUACCGUUAAGUUUUUGAAAAAUUUCAAAAAGCAUUUUCCCAAAAUAUGGGUCAAAAUAAGGUUUAUCGGCAAAAAUCAUUCCAUUAGCUCAAACACAGAGAAAGUUGUUGCCAAAAUAAGACUCAACUUUACCCCCUAGUGGACGAAAACGUCCCUAACAACGCAUUAGGGUUAACUCCGUAAAUAUAUUGUUCUCUUCAAGCCGGACAACUUUCUAAUCUAUAGUCAUUAGCUAUGACCGACAGGAAGUUGGCUAUUUUGAUUUGCAUGCAGAUUUUUGGAAGAAUAUGGCUGUAUGAAUAAUCAAUACUACUCGUAUGAAAAUCAUGGAAUUCACACCAGAAUAUGUCAACGUGAUUACACAAACCUACACAAACCUAAACUGCAAACAAAUUUUUUAUAUCUUGAACAGUGUUGCCAGGGCGAUUUAUUAAAGUAACAGUAAAAGAAAAAUAGAAAGAGAAUCUCUAUUACAAUUUUGGUUUAAAAGUCAUUUAUUUCUGUGAUUUUGUCUGUAAUACUAGCUGUAAUGCAGGUGAAUCUAUUUUACAAAUGCUUAUAGAUCCUUAAAAUCAUUUAAAAAUGAUUAUAAAUAAAGGUUUUGGUUACACUUUUCAAUAAGCUCUCAUUUGUUAACAUUAGAUAAUGCAUUAACUAACAAUGAAAAAUAAAAAAAGAAAGAAAUCUUUGUGUGUGUGAGUGAGUGUGUGCACAGUUUUCCUGAUGCCACCAGGGAGGCUUCUCCACUGAUGGCUUGGGCCCGCCAUCACUGCGUGAAGCUACAUUUUAAAUCGCAUGGAGGGCAUGUUGAGCAGCUUCCAGAGCGACCUGUCGUCCAUCAGCAGUGAGAUCCAGACGCUCCAGCAGCAGUCGGUCAGCAUGAACCUGAGGCUGAAGAACCGGCAGGCCGUGCGCAGUCAUCUCAGCCAGCUGGUGGAUGAGCUGGUCGUCCCCAGCACCAUGAUCUCUGUGAUUCUGGACAGUCCUGUGACGGAGCAGGAGUUUCUGGAGCAGCUUCACGAGCUCAACAGCAAGAUCAACUAUGCUAAAGAGCUCAGCUUCAGAGAAACCCUCGCCUGCUCCGACGUACAGGACAUCGUAGAUCGCCUCAAAGUUAAAGCCGUCUCAAAGAUCCGGGAGUUCAUCCUGCAGAAGAUCUACUCCUUCAGAAAGCCCAUGACCAACUACCAGAUCCCUCAGAACACGCUGCUGAAGUACAGGUUUUUCUAUCAGUUCCUGUUAGCCAAUGAGAGGACAGUCGCUAAGGAGGUCCGGGACGAGUACGUGGACACCAUGAGCAAGAUCUACCUCAGUUACUUUAAGUCCUACAGCAGCAGACUGCUGAAAGUGCAGUAUGAAGAUGUUGCAGACAAGGAUGAUCUGAUGGGGGUGGAGGACACAGCCAAGAAAGGCUUUUUCUCCAAGCCUUCUCUCAAGAGUAGGAACACAAUCUUCACUCUCGGCCAGAGGGGGGCAGUCUUGAGUCCUGGGGAGCUGGAGGGGCCCAUACUGAUCCCACACGCCGCUCAGAGAGGAGACUCCAGAUACCCGUAUGAAACGCUCUUCCGCAGUCAGCACUACGCUCUGCUGGACAACGGCUGUCGAGAGUUCCUCUUCCUGUCCGACUUCUUUAUGGUGGCCGGAAACUCUGCUCUGGAUUUGUUCAACAGCAUUAUGGGAAAGACACUCAGCAUGUUCCUGAAGAGUCUGUCCACGUACCUGUCAGACUGUUACGACAGUAUUGCUGUGUUUCUCUGCAUUCACAUCAUCCUGCGCUUCAGAGCCGUCACAGUCAAGAGGAACAUCCCCGCGCUCCACAAGUACUGGGAGGCUGUGCUGGAGCUGCUGUGGCCCAGAUUCGAGCUGAUUUUAGAGAUGAACAUCCAGAGCAUUCGAAACACUGAUCCUCAGAAACUGGGUGUGCUGGACACCAGACCGCACUAUAUCACACGCCGCUAUGCUGAAUUCUCCUCUGCUGUGGUCAGUAUAAACCAAACCUUCCCCAACGAGAGGACCAAUGCUCUUCUGGGACAGCUGCAGGUGGAGGUGGAGAACUUUGUGCUGAAGAUGGCGGCUGAGUUUCCCUCUAGACGAGACCAGCUCAUCUUCCUCAUCAACAACUACGACAUGAUGCUCGGCGUGCUCACGGAGAGAGCGGCGGACGACAGUAAGGAGGUGGAGGGCUUCCAGCAGCUGCUGUUGGCCAGAACACAGGAGUUCAUAGAGGAAAUUCUCUCUCCUCCGUUCGGAGGGAUGAUUGCGUUCGUGAAGGAGAGCGAGGCACUAAUGGAGAAAGGGCAGCUGGACAAGCUCCGAAACGAUGAAGCUCGUAUCACGCAGCUGGUGCGGGGCUUCUCCAGCUCGUGGAAGCAGUCUGUGGAGGCCUUGAGUCAAGACGUCAUGCGCUCCUUCACCAACUUCAAGAACGGAACCAGCAUCAUUCAGGGAGCGCUGACCCAGCUCAUCCAGUACUAUCAUGGUUUCCACAAGGUCCUCUCGCAGCCCACCUUCCGCAGUCUGGCAGUGCGCUCCGAGCUCAUAAACCUCCAUCAUCUGAUGGUGGAAGUCAAGAAACACAAGCCAAACUUCUGAAGCUGAGAAUCUGUGCACGCUGUCAGAGAACAUCAGACAGUUUCCUGAUGAACAAAACUAGGGACUGUAUGAAAUGAAGAAAAUCUGUUCUCAGUUGAGUGGCAUUAGUCUUGUUAUUAUCCACUUCUGGAUAACACUGGAAAUGAUCUCACAAUCUAAACCUGUUUUUCUUAUCAGGUAAAAGUAGCUUAGAAAUGUUUGUUUCUUCUGAAAACAUUAAAAGUAUGAUAUUUUGUAGUGAAGGUUUAUUUUCUGUUUAUUUGGAGCACUACUCUUUUUAUUUGGUCAGUCUUUUGUUUUUGCUUGCUGGAUAUCGGCUCUUUUUUCAUUAGAUGCAUUUGUAAUUUCAUAUUUAAUAUGAUUUGAUUUCUUUCAAUGUUUUCUCUGUAAAUUCAGUUGCAGCUUCUCUAAGUGUUUUUUGUGUAUGAACUGGUGUCUUUUGGUUUUUCACACACAUCUCUGAACGUGUGCACUGUUGCUGUAUUUAAGUUAUAACAAAGAAAAGCAUUCCAUGUCUUGAAAUAAAAGAUAUCAGAUUGAAAGUCCCUGAAAA
Messenger RNA from Carassius gibelio (silver crucian carp), 3187 nucleotides. RefSeq names its product vacuolar protein sorting-associated protein 52 homolog. The record is from RefSeq and is a predicted model, not a curated record. Gene Ontology annotation, molecular function: syntaxin binding. Gene Ontology annotation, cellular component: GARP complex. The transcript is spliced from 16 exons. Bases 838 to 2634 code for a protein of 598 amino acids. Lineage: Eukaryota; Metazoa; Chordata; Actinopteri; Cypriniformes; Cyprinidae. Gene Ontology annotation, biological process: Golgi to vacuole transport; retrograde transport, endosome to Golgi; lysosomal transport.